Molecule: messenger RNA, 1401 nt
Organism: Gracilinanus agilis (Agile Gracile Mouse Opossum)
Lineage: Eukaryota; Metazoa; Chordata; Mammalia; Didelphimorphia; Didelphidae
Gene: FOXA1
Product: forkhead box A1
Exons: 2
Coding region: 1-1401 (466 amino acids)
Biological process (GO): anatomical structure morphogenesis; regulation of transcription by RNA polymerase II; cell differentiation
Molecular function (GO): RNA polymerase II cis-regulatory region sequence-specific DNA binding; DNA-binding transcription factor activity, RNA polymerase II-specific; transcription factor binding
Source: RefSeq, a predicted model, not a curated record
AUGUUAGGUACGGUGAAAAUGGAAGGGCACGAAACUAGCGACUGGAACAGCUACUACGCGGAAUCUCAGGAGGCCUACUCCUCAGUGCCCGUCAGCAAUAUGAAUUCGGGCCUAGGCUCAAUGAACACCAUGAAUACCUACAUGACUAUGAACACCAUGACCACCAGUGGCAACAUGACGCCAGCUUCUUUCAACAUGUCCUAUGCCAACCCAGGCCUAGGGGCCGGACUAAGCCCAGGUGCUGUGGCAGGAAUGCCAGGAGGUUCAGCUAGUGCCAUGAACAGCAUGACUGCUGCAGGGGUGACCGCCAUGGGAGCCGCCCUGAGUCCUGGGGGCAUGAAUGCCAUGGGAGCUCAACAGGCUGCCUCCAUGAAUGGACUGAGUCCCUACCCUGGAUCUAUGAACCCCUGCAUGAGCCCUAUGGCAUAUGCCCCUUCCAACCUUAGCCGCAGCAGGGGGGACGCCAAAACCUUCAAGCGGAGCUACCCGCAUGCCAAGCCCCCCUACUCCUAUAUUUCCCUCAUCACCAUGGCCAUCCAACAAGCUCCCAGCAAGAUGCUGACCCUGAGUGAAAUCUAUCAAUGGAUUAUGGACUUAUUUCCCUAUUACAGGCAGAAUCAACAGCGCUGGCAGAAUUCCAUUCGCCAUUCGCUCUCAUUCAAUGACUGCUUUGUCAAGGUGGCUCGCUCUCCUGACAAGCCCGGCAAGGGCUCUUAUUGGACCCUGCACCCGGACUCUGGCAACAUGUUCGAGAACGGCUGCUAUCUACGACGUCAGAAGCGCUUCAAGUGCGAGAAACAAGCCGGGGCGGGUGGCGGGGGCGGAGGGGGGGGCGGAGGCGUAGGCAAAGGAGGUCCAGACAGCAGGAAGGAGCCCCCGGGAGGUUCCAGCACAAGCUCCAACUCCCCUUUGCAUCGCGGGGUGCAUGCCAAAUCCUCCCAACUGGAAGGCUCCCAGGCGUCGGGACCUGCGGCCAGCCCCCAGCCUCUGGACCAUAGUGGGGCAGGGGCGACAGGGGGCGCCCAGGAGCUAAAGACUCCGGCCUCUGCGGCCCCGCCAAUCACCUCUGGGCCAGUGGCUCUUGCCUCUGUGCCCCCCUCCCACCCAGCACAUGUCUUGACACCCCACGAGUCCCAGUUGCACCUGAAAGGGGACCCCCACUACUCCUUCAACCAUCCCUUCUCCAUCAACAACCUUAUGUCUUCUUCCGAGCAACAGCACAAGCUGGACUUCAAGGCUUACGAACAGGCUCUGCAGUACUCACCUUAUGGAGCAGGGCUGCCAGGGAGCCUGCCCCUGAGCAGUGCCUCCAUGGCCGGGAGGAGCACAAUUGAGCCUUCAGCUCUGGAGCCUUCCUACUAUCAAGGUGUGUAUUCCAGACCGGUCCUAAAUACUUCUUAG